AGAUCUGCGGCGAGGAUGGAGGGCCCUCGCGGACCAGCCUGCUAGCUCCACCUGGGAGUCACCGCAGAGCCGUGGAAUCCCGCGCCCUUAAAACUUCCAGAGGGGCCUUUUGCAUCACAAAGUGGCCUGAGAGGGUUCUGUCUUUAUUUUGGUGAAGCACAGAAGAGGAUGCUGCAGACAUGUUUAAUCCACACGUAUUAGAUUCUCCAGCUGUGAUUUUCGACAAUGGCUCCGGGCUCUGCAAGGCGGGCCUCUCUGGAGAGAUUGGGCCCCGCCACGUCAUCAGCUCUGUCGUGGGGCACCCCAAGUUCAAGAUGCCCUUGGCGGGAGCCAAUCACAAGAAGUACUUUGUGGGAGAAGAAGCUCUGCACAAGCAUGAGGUCCUGCACCUGCGCUACCCCAUCAAGCGGGGCCUGGUCACAGGCUGGGAAGACAUGGAGAGACUCUGCAAGCACCUGUUCGAGUGGGAGCUGGGGGUGAAGGCCAGCGACCGGCCCGUGCUCAUGACCGAGCCGUCCCUGAACCCCAGCGAGGUCCGGGAGAAGAUGGCCGAGAUGAUGUUUGAGAACUUCAAUGUGCCUGCUUUCUACCUGUCAGACCAGGCUGUGCUGGCCCUCUACGCCUCAGCCUGCGUCACGGGCCUGGUGGUGGACAGCGGGGACGGAGUCACUUGCACUGUCCCCAUCUUCGAAGGGUACUCCCUGCCCCACGCGGUCGCCAAGCUCUAUGUGGCGGGGGGGGACAUCACAGAGCACCUCACGCGGCUGCUGCUGGCUAGCGGGCAGUCCUUCCCAUGCGUGCUGGACAAGGCCCUGGUGGACGACAUCAAGGAGAAGCUGUGCUAUGUGGCCCUGGAGCCAGAGAAGGAGCACUCCCAGAGGCCGGAGGAGGCCCUGAGAGAGUACAAGCUGCCAGACGGGAACAUCAUCUGCAUCGGGGACCAGCUGCACCAGGCGCCUGAGGCCCUGUUCGCACCCGACCAGCUGGGCAUCCAAAACCCGGGCCUCUCAAAAAUGGUCUCCUGCAGCAUUACCAAGUGUGAUGCAGACAUCCAGAAGACCCUUUAUGGGGAGAUUGUGCUGUCCGGGGGCACCACUCUGUUCCAGGGCCUCGACGACCGUCUUCUGAGAGAGUUGGAGCAACUGGCUUCCAAAGGGACCCCCAUCAAGAUCACGGCUCCCCCUGACAGGUGGUUCUCCACAUGGAUUGGUGCCUCCAUCGUCACCUCCCUGAGCAGCUUCAAGCAGAUGUGGGUCACCUCCGCAGAUUUCAAGGAGUUUGGGACAUCCGUGGUUCAGAGAAGGUGCUUCUGAGGGGCUGUGGGCAAGGGGUGGGCGUGGGCAGUGAGCUCGCCCCUCAGCAUCAGCAGGGUGUUCAAUAAAAGACAAAACAGUGUGCAACCUCUGGU
Molecule: messenger RNA, 1408 nt
Organism: Odobenus rosmarus divergens (Pacific walrus)
Lineage: Eukaryota; Metazoa; Chordata; Mammalia; Carnivora; Odobenidae
Gene: ACTRT2
Product: actin-related protein T2
Exons: 1
Coding region: 180-1313 (377 amino acids)
Source: RefSeq, a predicted model, not a curated record